AAACCCCGUGCGGGCCGAGCUGGGCUCUCUUUCCGGCCUCCGCCAUUCCGAGAGCAGGUUGGUGGGGAGUGUUCGCGUCUCCCUUCGCCGCGUGCUCAUCUGACCGCGCUCCCGUUGCCCGCAGGUGCCAGCCGCGCCAUGCAGAUCUUCGUGAAGACCCUGACCGGGAAAACCAUCACCCUCGAGGUUGAGCCUUCUGAUACUAUAGAAAAUGUGAAGGCCAAGAUCCAGGAUAAGGAAGGAAUUCCUCCUGAUCAGCAACGACUUAUUUUUGCUGGCAAGCAGUUGGAAGAUGGACGCACGCUGUCUGACUACAAUAUUCAAAAGGAAUCGACUCUUCACCUUGUACUGAGACUUCGUGGUGGUGCUAAGAAGAGAAAGAAGAAGUCUUACACUACCCCCAAGAAGAACAAGCAUAAGAGAAAGAAGGUUAAGCUUGCUGUCCUUAAAUAUUACAAGGUGGAUGAGAAUGGUAAAAUCAGUCGCCUGCGCCGAGAGUGCCCCUCUGAGGAAUGCGGGGCUGGAGUUUUUAUGGCCAGUCACUUUGACAGACAUUACUGUGGCAAGUGCUGCCUGACAUACUGCUUCAACAAACCAGAAGACAAGUAAAUGUAUCUGUGUUAAUAAAAAAAAAAAACCAGCCCUCA
Chelonoidis abingdonii (Abingdon island giant tortoise) is the source of this 647-nucleotide messenger RNA. RefSeq names its product ribosomal protein S27a (gene RPS27A). The record is from RefSeq and is a predicted model, not a curated record. Gene Ontology annotation, cellular component: ribosome. Gene Ontology annotation, molecular function: structural constituent of ribosome; protein binding. Gene Ontology annotation, biological process: translation. Lineage: Eukaryota; Metazoa; Chordata; Testudines; Testudinidae.